AUGUGUGCUACAAUUGUUGCUAUUAAAUCUGUUGCUUUCUGCACCUGUCUAGCAUUUUCUUUUAACAUUUCUGGUUUUCUUAAUUCUUGUCAGAUGAUGACAAGGGACUUCAAAUUAUCUUUGAAGUUGAGGGAGCCAACAUCAAUAUAUGAGUUAUCAGAUGAUAAUCUCAGUGAGAUAUUCUUUAGACUGCCGGUGAGAGUUCUUUUGUGCUGCCAAUGUGUGUGCAAACGCUUUAGCAAAGUGAUCACCGAUCCAAAAUUCAGAAAAAUCCAAGUUAAUCGAGCCAUGGCUUCCAACACCACUUCUUUUUGUUUGGUUCAUCUUAUUGUAAGUGAUUUUAGUGAUAUAUGUGGCAGUGUUGAGAAUUUCAAACAUCGGUAUGAUCACAUUCUUCUGGAGAAGACACAUUGUUCUGCAUCCUCUUCUUAUCUGAGGCUCAGCAACCCCUUAAUAUCUGACAUCUCUAUAGUAGGUAGCAGUAACGGUCUUGUGUGCGCUAAACUUGAGUCCCUCGCGGAUCAAAAUGAAUCAAACAUGUUGAUCUGGAACCCUGUUACCAGAGAAAAUCGCUUCGUUGCUGAACCAAAAAGGCAUUCCCGGCCCACGAAGCGAAACCGGUGGUUUCUUAGACACGGCGAGCUAAAGCUAAAAAAUGAUGGUUCACGAUUUAAAAAUGUUCUUGCGCAUGCAUUUAGUUUCACACCCGGAACCAAUGAUUACAAAGUGGUAAGAAUCACUUCUUAUAAGGAGCCCGGUGAAGCUAUAGUCAUUAAACUGGAGAUUUUUAACAUGAGUACUGACAAGUGGAGUACGUACCAGAUAAAAACUCUGCAAUGUCGUGAGAUCGAUCAUAUGCCUCAGCAGGUCGAUCCCUCUAUGCUCUUAAAAAUGAUGCGGUCCCACAAUACCCGGUCUUUAAAAGGGGCAUUUCAUUGGCUUUGUGAUGCCUCACUAGGUGCAAGUGGGAAUGAUACCGCAAUCUUGUCAGUUGGCCUUGAAGCAGAGCAAUUGAGAUUGUUCACAGUGUUGGAUUCUAAUAAAAUUCCUCGUCUAAAGUCUGGGAAGCUAGAUUGUAUGAAUGACUCGCUAUCAUUGAUUGUUCCUAAUUAUUCAAGUGGUCCUUGCCCAAUCAUUGAUAUAUGGGUGAUGAAUGACUAUGGGGAUCGGAACUCCUGGAUUAAGAAGUACUCUGUCAAUCAGUUUCAAGGACGUGGAACAGAGCCAAUAGGAUACUGGAAAUAUGAUCUCUUCCUGAUGGCCAAUUUGACGAGGAAUCUAUCUUUAUGCUUGUAUAACCUCAGAAACCAAGAAAUGAAGUCCUUCCCAGUCCAGUGGCAUUUCUACACUGCUGCUUUUUAUGAUUAUGUUGAAACAUUUGAAACAGUCAGACCGGCGAUUGCAACUACAGCGGAGGCUGUCUAGUAAGGUAUGAAACUGAAGCUUCUUGAGAUUUUCUGAGGAUUGUACUUGAAAGGCACCAAUUUGUCAAGUCCACAUGAAUCUUGGUCCGAAUAUGCCUUCAGCUAAAAUCUCAUAUAUGUUCUUUUAAUUAUGCUCUCUAUGGACAUCAUUUGUAACUUUGAUUGCUGGCUUUGUACAAGUUUACUCUUUUCAUUUUAAGUUUUAAUAUUGUUGCCGACCUUGUAUGAAAAUUGGAUUUUGUUGGUAUA
Molecule: messenger RNA, 1673 nt
Organism: Daucus carota subsp. sativus
Lineage: Eukaryota; Viridiplantae; Streptophyta; Magnoliopsida; Apiales; Apiaceae
Product: F-box/kelch-repeat protein At3g06240-like
Exons: 2
Coding region: 1-1425 (474 amino acids)
Molecular function (GO): protein binding
Source: RefSeq, a predicted model, not a curated record